GAGACGAAAAGACUGCCUUACCUCUAAUAGAAAGAGAGUAAGAGAGUGAGAGUGUGAGAGAGAGAGAGAGACAAAGAGAGAGAGACAGAGAGAAACAGAGAGAAAAGCCAAAAAGGAGGGGGGCUCUGUAGAAAAACAGACUAAGGGGCUGCUGUGGUAGAGGUGACAGAGUCGGUGUUAAGACUAUGACAGAGCUGGAGGAAACAUGUUCAGGUGUUUAGCUUUUAUCAAUGGACUCCAGACAAAAAAGGUAACAAAGUCUGCCUCUGUAGCGUAUGAAUGAACUAAACGGCGGAAACCCUUGAUAAAGUUUGGACACCUAUACAUACGGUGCUCAUUAGGGACACGGUUACUGAAGAGGAACUUUAGAGUUCGGGCUACCUGCUGAUUCUCCGGUGAAUGAGCACGUCACGUAUUGGUAGGCUUCAAAACAACAUCCCCUGCAGGGGAAACCUCUCUGACAGAAGAUCGUGAGGAGGAGAGAGAGAGAGAGAGGGGGGGGGGGGGGGGACAAGAGAAAAAUAUCCAUGGAUUUUGUCAUGACUUUAUUCACAGAAGAGCCUUAAAUCAAACCUUCACGAGGCAAGGGAUUUAAAGGAGGAAAGAGCGAGAGAGAGAGAGAGAGAAAGAGAGAAAGAGAGAGAGAGAGAGUGGUGGAGAUCAACGUAUUUAUCUGAGACCAUUCUUGUAAGGGUGCUACAGACUGCAGUAUGAUUCUCCCUGUGGUUUUUCCUCUGGUGCUGCUGCUGGUCUGCGGGCCGGGCUCCACACUGCAGGCGGAGGCCGAGGAGUUGGAGAGCAUAGGUGAGGUUCUGGAGCGGGAGUUCCUCUUCGCCGGACGCACCAAGCGUGCUGCGUCAGCGGACGCCUCCUCGCAAGUAGACAAGUGCUCCUACACUUUUAUCGUCCCCCAGCAGAAGCAAACCGGCGCCAUCUGCGUUAACUCCAAGGAGCCCGACAGCCUCCUAGAGAACCGGGUCAACAAACAGGAGCUGGAGCUACUGAACGGCGAGCUUCAGAAGCAGCGGCGACAGAUGGAGUCGCUGCAGCAGCUGGUGGAGGUGGACGGCGGCAUCGUCAACGAGGUCAAGCUCCUGCGCAAGGAGAGCCGCAACAUGAACGCUCGCGUCACGCAACUCUACAUGCAGCUGCUACACGAGAUCAUCCGCAAACGCGACAACGCCCUGGAGGUGUCUCAGCUGGAGAACCGCGUGCUCAACCACACCUCUGAGAUGGGUCGGCUGGCUUCGCGCUACCGUGACCUGGAGCACAAGUACCAGCACUUAUCCGCCCUCGCCGGCAACCAGAGCGCCAUCAUCGUGCAGUUGGAGCAGCAUUGCCGCCGAGGGGGCCACUCGUACGGGGGAGAGAGAGAAAGGUCUCGUCCUGUUCGCCCUCAGCCCCCCGUGUUGCCACAGCAACCUACGCAGCAGAGGCCGGUAGCGCCACCAGUGGCCAGUAAACCCUACCAUCCACCCACAUACACCCGCAGCAACCAGAUCACCAAUGAAAUCCAGAGCGACCAGAACUCCAAAGCGUUGCCACCUCCGCUGCCCACCAUGCCCAGUGGCACUCACCAGCCAUCCACAACAAACAAGCCCUCAGGGCCUUUCAAGGACUGCCUUGCUGCUCUAGAGGAGGGUCACGCCACCAGUGGCAUGUACCUGGUCAAGCCUGAGAACGCCAACCGGUUGAUGCAGGUGUGGUGUGACCAGAGGCACGACCCCGGCGGCUGGACAGUCAUUCAGAGACGCCAGGACGGCUCCGUCAACUUCUUCAGGAACUGGGACACCUACAAGCAAGGAUUUGGUAACAUUGACAGUGAAUACUGGCUGGGUCUUGAAAACAUCUACUGGCUGACCAACCAGGGCAACUACAAGCUUCUGGUGAUGCUGGAGGACUGGUCCGGUCGCAAGACCUUUGCCGAGUACGCCAGCUUCCGUAUUGAGGCAGAGGCAGACUUCUACAAACUAAGAGUGGGUCGCUACCAUGGCAACGCCGGGGACUCCCUCACAUGGCACAACGGCAAGCAGUUCACCACGCUGGACAGGGACCACGACGUGUAUACAGGUAACUGUGCCCAUUACCAGAAGGGUGGCUGGUGGUAUAACGCCUGUGCCCACUCCAACCUGAACGGCGUGUGGUACCGGGGCGGGCACUACCGCAGCCGAUACCAGGACGGCGUCUACUGGGCCGAGUUCCGCGGGGGCGCUUACUCCCUGAAGAAAGUGUCCAUGAUGAUCCGACCCAACCCAAACACCUUCCACUAAGACCACAGUUUUUCGAAGAGCGAGAGAACCAACCGCAGGAAAACCUUGUUUUUUUUUUUCAUUUUUGUAAACGGGCAUUUUCUCCAACUUGACCUCUGUCCUGAGGUGCAAUUCAUUUCAGCUUCUGUCUUGGCUUUUUGUUUUCUUCUGAUUCCUUUAAAUCGCUUUUACAUUCAUAAAUAUAUAGAUAUAGCAUACAAGUGCAACGGCUGUCUUGUGUAUGGCUCACAGGGACAGGGUGGUGUUUCCCCCCCCCCCCCACAGGUUUCAAAGCCCUCUUUACAGUGAUUCCUCCAGCGUUCUUUGGAGGGCACAGGGCCACAUGGUUUACCUUCUCGGAAGAACUACCAGGGUAGUCAAGUUCCCUCUGAGGAGCCUGCAAAAACAAUUGCAACUACAAAGACAGGCCCUGUGCCUUUCGGACACAGACUUUGCACAUAUGCUUGCAUGAAUGCAGAAGUGAUGUUGCAGCUUUUUGCUGUGUUGUUCUACAGUUGCUGACCAAUGAACCCAAGAGAGAAGUUUGUAUUACAGGUUUUUUGUUUUUGUCAUUGGUUGUGGGGGGGGGGGGGGGGGGGGGGGGAAAGGGGGGGGGAAUAUUUUUGGGGGGUGUUUAUUGUGGUUGUUAAAUAUACAUACAGCACAUCUCCAUAAAGUUCAUAUUUGACCGUUUUUCGAGUCACUACUGUUAUCUGGCUGUUAUGCAAUAUUAGUAAUGAUGCUUUAAGUUUUUUUUUUUUUUUUUUUCACUUUGAGGAAACAUGACACAGGAAUUCAUAUCUGGUGAUCCUGUCCAAAAACACUCACUGGGGAGAAAAAAAAAUGGUAUAUAGUUUGUUUUCUUUCUUAACAUUUUAAGAAUGUGUACAGGAAGUGACCCCAACUAUUUUGAAAGAGGCAUCUUUCCCUGCAGUAACAAGUGUCUAUAUUUUGGCCAAACUACUGAGCCAACAAAGAAGCUCAUCCAUUUCCACAGCAGAGCAGAGAUUCGUGGCAACUUCAGCUUUUGCUCUGCUCAGCUACUGUGAGGAAUUUCCUGUAAGGGAGGAGUGGCUGGCCGAGCGAGUGUCAUGGGGUUUGAAGGGGAGGAUGGAGAGGAUGGAGAGAAAGGGGAGGAUGGGGGGAUGAUAAGGAUGGAGCGAAAGGGGAGAAAAGGGAGGAUGCGUGGAAAGGAGUCUUCAUCGCUGUGUCCUAAUGAACCAUUAGGGAGAAUGAGGUCAACCAAAUCGAUCUGACCUCCCUCCAGAGGUGUGUUGACACUGCGGAUGCAUCACAGAGAGCCUCCUAACUUACUGUUUUACCAGAAGGAGGGCAAGGGAAGACCUGAAGCUGAAAGGUGAUGGUAGGCUUUCGAAAGGGCCAGUAUGCCAUCAAAAUAUAUGUUCAGUGAGCAUACCUUUUUUAAAGUGAGAUUACGGCCCCCACCAGUUACAUAACUAACCACCGUCCAAAACGACCCCCGACUCAUCCCAGUUAACCGCUCACAAUCCUUAUAAUCUCCUUUCAUGCAGUCCGAGCUUUAAGGCAAGAUGGAAGAUUGUAGAAAGAACAACGUUGCAGCUUCAAUGAUUCAGAUGGGCGAUCUAACGAGGCCACUUGCUCUGAGCAUUUUGCCAAACCAGAAGUCAAAUAAGGUUAUAUGGUGUCCUGUUUCACACACACACGCCUGUAGUGUGUAACCUGUACAGUGUGUAACCUGUAGUGUGUAACCUGUACAGUGUGUAACCUGUACAGCGUGUAACCUGUACAGCGUGUAACCUGUACAGCGUGUAACCUGUACAGCGUGUAACCUGUACAGCGUGUAACCUGUACAGCGUGUAACCUGUACAGCGUGUAACCUGCACAGCGUGUAACCUGCACAGCGUGUGGAGUGAAAUGGAAAUGUGUUUUUUUGCGUAUCCUACUCCCCCUGACCCCUGCCAUUAUUGACGGGGACCCUGGAGCAAAUAACUUUCAAGUUUUUAAUGUCACGUGCACAAGUACAGUGAAAUGUCUUUCUUGCAAGCUCUAAACCCAACAAUGCAAAAAUCAAUAUUACAGCUACUGGCCCAACGCUCUAACCACUAGUCUACCUGCUAUCACAACGAGACCAAGUGUGUCUAACUCGAUUAUUACAAAUCCCUUUCGGGUGAGAUCUUAAUCUCACUUCAGUUCCCUGUAGUGUUCACACAACGUCAGACAAGAGGUUCACUGUAGUGUUCACACAACAUCAGACAAGAGGUUCCCUGUAGUGUUCACACAACGUCAUGUCAAUAAUUCAGUCCUCUCUGUACAUAAGUCAUCCUCAUUAAGGUUAUUCUUGUAAGGUAUCAAUCUGCUCUGUAUCAACUAGAGCAUUCAGGGCUCAAACCACCCAGUGUAUAAUCAACUAGAGCAUUCAGUGCUCAAACCACCCAGUGUAUAAUCAACUAGAGCAUUCAGUGCUCAAACCACCCAGUGUAUAAUAAACUAGAGCAUUCAGAGCUCGAACCACCCAGUGUAUAAUAAACUAGAGCAUUCAGAGGUCGAACCACCCAAUGCAUAAUAAACUAGAGCAUUCAGAGCUCGAACCACCCAGUGUAUAAUCAACUAGAGCAUUCAGAGCUCAAACCACCCAGUGUAUAAUCAACUAGAGCAUUCAGAGCUCGAACCACCCAGUGCAUAAUAAACUAUGUCCAGUCACUUUGGUGUUUUCUUUUGGACAGCUGUGGAGGUGAAUGAACUGAUACAGCACCCAGAUAGAAACUGGGUCAGAUAACAGAGGUUUUGUCAAAGCAUUAAACGUGAGAACGUGAAGAACGAACACAGACAAACAGGCUACGGAUACAAGCAUUCCAUUAAACAAAACAACAAUAA
Messenger RNA from Oncorhynchus mykiss (rainbow trout), 5105 nucleotides. It is a transcript of the gene angptl2a, whose product is annotated as angiopoietin like 2a. Lineage: Eukaryota; Metazoa; Chordata; Actinopteri; Salmoniformes; Salmonidae. Gene Ontology annotation, biological process: blood coagulation. The record is from RefSeq and is a predicted model, not a curated record.